Messenger RNA from Cavenderia fasciculata, 666 nucleotides. RefSeq names its product Rab GTPase (gene rab11C). Gene Ontology annotation, molecular function: GTPase activity; GTP binding. The transcript is spliced from 3 exons. Lineage: Eukaryota; Evosea; Eumycetozoa; Acytosteliales; Cavenderiaceae. The record is from RefSeq and is a predicted model, not a curated record. Gene Ontology annotation, cellular component: endosome. The coding region runs from base 1 to 666 and encodes 221 amino acids.
AUGAGAGAAGAAGAAAACGAUUAUUUAUUCAAGAUUGUAAUAAUUGGAGAUUCAGCAGUAGGUAAAUCAAACCUAUUAAAUAGAUUUACAAGAAAUGAAUUUACAGAAAAGACCAAAGCAACGAUUGGUGUAGAUUUUGGAACCAAAUCGAUAGAGAUUGAGGGUAAAGUAAUCACUGCUCAAUGUUGGGAUACAGCAGGACAAGAAAGAUUCAGAGCAGUUACAAGUGGUUAUUAUCGUGGAGCACUUGGAGCAAUGAUUGUAUACGAUAUCACCUCCAAGAUUAGUUUUAAAAAUGUAACAAGAUGGUUAAAUGAACUUAGAGAAAUGGCCGAACCAGACAUUCUAGUCAUGAUGGUUGGUAACAAAUCUGAUCUAGAAUCUUCAAGAGAGGUUUCAACAAGAGAAGCUCAAUCUUUUGCUGAAGCAAACAAAAUCUCUUUUCUUGAAACUUCUGCUUUAAAUUCUACAAAUGUUAAUCUUUCUUUUGAAAAAUUAUUAACUGAUAUUUAUAAUCAAUUUGGACAAAAGAAAGCUCAAGUUGUAAUGGACGAUGGACAAGAAUGGUUAAAACCAACUCAAAGUGGUCAAAAGAUUACACCAUUAAACGAAGCUCCUGUCAAUGUUACUUCUACUCAUCAAGAACCAAAAAAAGGUUGUUGUUAA